Paramecium octaurelia is the source of this 1372-nucleotide messenger RNA. The record is from the annotation of a GenBank genome assembly. NCBI's taxonomy places the organism in Eukaryota, Ciliophora, Oligohymenophorea, Peniculida, Parameciidae.
AUGAUAAUUCUCUUUAUUAUAAUCACUCUAACUCGUCAAACUAUCAUUAAUGAGUUUAAUGCUAAUUCUUAAGCAAGAGAUGGUAAUUUCUUUAUUUUUACUUUAGGAUGGGAAGGUAGUUCUAAUUUCAAUACUUGUGGAGAGAUUCAAUUUUUUGGGUCACCUAAUGCUUAUAGUUAGAUUAGCAGAAUCUUUUUGGAUCUAGAACCUCAUUCUCAUAUUAUAGUGGAUGCACAAUAUCUAAGGUAUUUAAUAUUUUUCAUUGCAAAGUAUUGGUGCCUUUUAUUUAAUUUAAUUCUAUAUAGACUUGCAAUUAUAAAAUAUUGUGUAAGUGAUAUCAUCUUAAAGUUCGAUAUGUAGUGGCAUAGACCCUACAGAUUUGUAUACUAUUUCUAUUACUAAUUAACAUAAUAGAGGAACUCUUUGGAUUAAUAUUUAAGAGUAACCUGGAGGAUUAAUAUCAUUAAAGUUAAGUAUCAUUAAAUGUUAGUAUGAAUGUGCUGGAUGCAUUGAAAAUUAUGAUACAAUUUGUUUAUAAUGGAAACUACAUUAAUAUUCAUUUAAUUAGAAAUAGUUCACGUACUCCGAUGGAUGGACUUUUUAAUCAAGUUCUAUUACAUCUUACUAGUAUUGUGGAAAUUGUUAAUUUUUGGGCUUUUAAUAAAUUAAAUACUAAACUUAUCUACCUCCUCAUUAAGAUAUAUUAAUAAGGUUUUUUAAAUUAGAUCCAUUUAUAAUGAUAGUAGACUAUAUAUAUGAUAAAUUAACUAUUAAUGCUGAAUAUUUAAUAGAAAUAUUAAUAAGAAAUCAUCGUGAUCCGAUAUUAUAACUGAAUAUUUAUUCUGCAUUUUAUAAUGAUAUAAGAGAUUUUGAACUAUUUUAUACUGAACCAGAAAUAACAUUUAUGAAUUUGAAUGAAGGUUGUUUAGAAUAAAUAAAUGAUAAAUGUUUAAUUUGUUAAGAAGGUUGGAUUUAAGAUGAAAUUCUACAAAAUUGUCAUCCAAUUUGUGGAGAUGGAAUCAUUCAAGGUUAAGAAUAAUGUGAUUAUAUAAUAUCUAAUCAUUCUUGUAUUCAAUGCAAAUAUUCUUGUGUUCAAAAUUGUUAAAUUUGUUAAUUUGGAAUUUGUUUAUAAUGCAUAGAUGGAUUUAUAAUUAAUUCAAAUUUUANAUUCUUUCAAUCAUUCUAUAAAGAAAUAAAAAUAACAUUCAUAUAAAUUGCAUUGCAUUUAAAAUUGAUAAAUUACUUUCUAAGAUAUAUAUUUACUAAUAAAUAUAUUAUUGUAGAAAGUUUAGAAGAAGAAAAGAGAAGAGAAGAAUUAAUUUAAUUCUAAAAUAAUCUAGUCAUUAAAAUUUGUUAAAAAUAGUUAUAUUGA